AACCAACUACCGUAUUGAAACUAUUAGUUAGAAUGUCUAAUAAAAGAUUGAGUAUUCUGUGAUAAAAUCUAAAAUUUAGAUAACUAUUUAUUCAUUUAUAAAAUUCGCGAAAUAACCACAACCCUUCGGAUAAUAUUUUUGAGGUUAAGUUCUAAUUUCUAAUAAACUUUGAGGUGAAAUUCAGUGAAAUUAAAAUGCAGCACAUACACAGGACAGUUUCUAGAAUUAUACGAAAAAGUUUUUUAAUUGAAGCACAGUACAAUGGCUUAUCGAAAAGAAAAAUUCAUAAAUCUCAAGUUCUUAAAUGUGGAAUUGGUUUAACAUCAGGUAUAACAUUUAUGAAUAUUGCACCAACGAAACUGAUUAGUGAUGACAGUGAUGCAGUUGCCAGUAUAUAUGGCCUUCUUCGUUUUUUCAGAUCCUUAUCCGUUGGUUUGUGGAUAUCUGUAGAUUAUUAUUUCUCAAUGCUUGGUCUUAAUGAAAGCGAUCCAAACUACAAUAUUAUGAUGAGUAGGAUACACACUAGAGCCGCAAACCAAAUUCUGAAAGCAUGCUUAGAAAACGGAGGACCUUACAUAAAAUUAGGACAAGGUUUGGUUGCCAUGAGUCAUAUUUUACCAAAGGAAUAUAUAUCUACCUUGAAAAUCUUACAAGAUAAAUGUCUCAUAAGAGGCAAUGAGGAACUCGAGAAACUCUUUCAAGAAGAUUUUGGCAAAAGUACUUGUGAUUUAUUUCAGAAAUUUGAUCAUAUACCUAUUGCGGCUGCUAGUUUAGCCCAAGUUUAUAUGGCUGAAACACACAAUAAUGAACUAGUUGCUGUUAAAGUUCAGUACAUUGAUUUGAGAAAGAGAUUUUUAACAGAUGUAGCUACAGUGAAGUUCCUUUUAAAUAUAGCAGGCUGGAUGCAUCCCAACUUCAAUUUUAGUUGGAUUUUAGACGACUUGAAAGAUACACUUGAACAGGAAUUAGAUUUCAUUAAUGAAGGUCAAAAUUCAGAAAAAUGUGCCAAAGAUUUAGCUCAUUUGAAAUAUAUUCAUGUGCCCAAAGUAUAUUGGGAUCACUGCAGUAAGAGAGUUUUAGUGACAGAAUUCAUUCAAGGCAUUAAAAUAAGCGAUAUAGAAGAAUUGAAAAAACAUAAAUUAUCAUUAACGGAUAUUAAUAAUAAGUUAUUUGAGGCAUUUGGGCAUCAAAUUUUUCAAACUGGAUUUGUUCAUGCUGAUCCACAUUCUGGAAAUAUUCUAGUAAGAAAGAAAAAAAAUUCUGCCGAAUUAGUACUUUUGGACCAUGGUCUCUACCAACAGGUAUCAGAAGAGGAUCGAAAAGCACUUGCCCAUAUGUGGAAAGCUAUGGUUUUAAAUAAUCGUUCAGAAAUGCAGAAAUAUUCUGCAAUUUUGGGAGUUGAAGAUUAUCAAAUAUUUGCCGAAAUAUUGGCACAAGCACCUUUGAAAACCAAUAAUUUUCGUCUGAAACCAAAAUUAACUGAAGAAGAUAUGAAAGUUAUAACAGAUUUUGCAAGGAAAAGAUUUGACUCGAUCAUGUGUUGCUUGCAGACAAUGCCAUCAUCUCUGUUACUUGUUUUAAGGAAUUUGAAUACCAUAAGAGCAAUUUGUCAUGAUCAUGGUAAUCCAAUAGACAGGUACUCUGUACUUGCAAGAGCAGCCAUGAAAUCUACACAUAACUCAUAUAAUUUAAUCAAACAGGUAUCUCAUCUACCAGUUUGGACAUACUAUGAAUUCAAAUUAAUCACAAAUAGGUUUACUAUGUGGUUGAAGCAAAUAGUUAUGAAAAUGCUAGUGCAUAUGGGAUUAGCUCCAGAUAUUCAAAAACUUAUGAAGGAUUUUAUGUGAAGUUGUGAAUAGCUUCGAUUUGCUGCUCCAUAUAAGUUAAACUCUGGGCAAAAAAAAGUGUUUUUGUUGAUUUUUAAAAAUCGCGAAACUUACAUAAAGAAAUUCAUAAUCCUCUUGUUAAAAAAUUUACUUACCUGGUGGUUGCUGAGCAGAUUUUGAUUUUUUGUUGUGAAGGUUUAGGGAAAAUGUAGUAUUAGUUGUUUCAUAAUUUACUGAAUAGGAUUCAGUACCUAACACUAAUAUUCAGUUUGAAUAUGAUUCAUAAAGAAAUUACAAUGCACUUUUUUUUAGUUUUAUAUUUCACAUAAUAAAACUAAAUAUUCAGGAGGAUUUUGAAAUUUUUUCGAAUUCAAAGACUUAAAUGGGCCUAAGACUAUUUAUUUUCACAUUCCAAUGAAACACGUGAUCAUAUGUUCAGAUGUGCAGUGUUUUCUUCAUUUUUAAAAUAUUAUUUUUGUUUACAUAACAAAUAUAUUUACUAUUGAUCAA
Molecule: messenger RNA, 2336 nt
Organism: Harmonia axyridis
Lineage: Eukaryota; Metazoa; Arthropoda; Insecta; Coleoptera; Coccinellidae
Gene: Adck5
Exons: 7
Coding region: 195-1847 (550 amino acids)
Source: RefSeq, a predicted model, not a curated record